Molecule: messenger RNA, 735 nt
Organism: Scomber japonicus (chub mackerel)
Lineage: Eukaryota; Metazoa; Chordata; Actinopteri; Scombriformes; Scombridae
Product: GTPase IMAP family member 7-like
Exons: 2
Coding region: 1-735 (244 amino acids)
Molecular function (GO): GTP binding
Source: RefSeq, a predicted model, not a curated record
AUGGCUUCAUUUCCUACAGGUCCUGAUUUGAGAAUUGUGAUGAUUGGAAAAACUGGUGUGGGCAAAAGUGCUGUUGGAAACAACAUCCUGGGAGACAAUUACUUUGAAUCCCAACCCUGGUCUAAGUCAGUGACUCAGUUCUGUCAAAAAGGUGUGACACGCUGGGGUAACAGAGUGGUUAGUGUGAUAGACACACCGGGGAUCCUGGACACGUCAAAAUCUGCAGAAUUCAUCAAAAAAGAAAUAGUGAGAUGUGUCAAAGUCUCAUGUCCUGGUCCUCAUGUGUUCCUGCUGGUCAUCCAAGUUGGUCGAUUCACCACUGAAGAGAAAAACUCAGUGGAAGCUCUGCAACAGCUGUUUGGUCCAAAAGCAAACCAGUACAUGAUCGUGCUGUUUACCCGUGGUGAUGAUCUUGGAAACAGGACCAUACAACAGUAUCUACAUCAUGGCGACUCAGACCUCCUACGAGUCGUCCAGAGCUGUGGAAACAGGUUCCACGUCUUUGACAACACCAAAAGAGACAGAAAGCAAGUGGUGCAGCUGAUCAAGAAGAUCGAUGACAUGGUUGCUGGAAACGGGCUGACAUACUACACAGAUGCCAUGUAUCAACAAGUUCAGGACAUCGCAAAAAAACAUAACGUGAAAGCAGAAAACUUGGGCGAUGACAAGCUUACAUUUCUUGGUGCAUUGCUGCAACGUGUUAUCAAUUUCCUCAAAAUACUUCGUAAACGGUAA